AUGUCUGAGCUUCCCAAGGCCCACCCUGAAGUCACAUGGGCCCAGCGCUCAUCUGCCGACGACGCUGAGCGCAAUUACCUCUACGUAAACAUCAAGGCUUCCGAUGUAGCUCGUGCCGGAGCCACCCUCAACAUUACUCCCACCAAUGUCACAUUCGCCGGUGAUUCCAAGAAGGGUGUUCGUUAUGAAGUCUCCCUGGAUUUGUACGCCGAGAUCGACCCCGAGAACUCCAAGGUGAACCACAGCGACCGUGAAGUUGAGUUGGUCCUGCGUAAGAAGGAGCUGAAGGAGGAGUACUGGCCCCGUCUUCUCAAGACCACUCAGAAGAUCCACUUCAUCAAGACCGACUUCGAUAAGUGGGUCGACGAGGAUGAGCAGGACGAGGCUGCUGAGGAUGACUAUGCGAAUAACUUCGGCGGCUUCGAAGGCCUCGGCGGCGGCGAGGGCGGUGGUCUUGGAAACAUUGACUUCUCCAAGCUCGGCGCAGGCCUUGAGGGAAUGGGUGGCGCUGGUCUUGGUGGUGAAGGUGCUGAGGUCGGCUCGGAUGAUGAUGAGAUGCCCGAGCUUGAGGAGGCUGAUAAGGACGCUGGGGAGUCGGCUAAGUCCACUAAGAUUCAGGAGGUGUCUUAA
Aspergillus pseudonomiae is the source of this 630-nucleotide messenger RNA. RefSeq names its product Hsp90 cochaperone SBA1 (gene wos2). The transcript is spliced from 4 exons. Gene Ontology annotation, molecular function: Hsp90 protein binding; protein-folding chaperone binding. Gene Ontology annotation, biological process: protein folding; chaperone-mediated protein complex assembly. NCBI's taxonomy places the organism in Eukaryota, Fungi, Ascomycota, Eurotiomycetes, Eurotiales, Aspergillaceae. The record is from RefSeq and is a predicted model, not a curated record. The coding region runs from base 1 to 630 and encodes 209 amino acids. Gene Ontology annotation, cellular component: nucleus; cytosol.